GGACCCGGGGAGUGCCGCUCUGGAGUCGAUCAGCGCUCCUGUUGAGAUGGAAGCCUCCGAUGGGCAGGCGGGCGAAAGGGAGGAGCCACUAGAGCAGGGGACAAACACACCCAGCUUAGAGAGGAGCUCCAGUACCGCCCCAGCCAAAGACUCCCUUGUGUGCCAUGCCAAGGGCCUUGACCAGGACACCUUCAAAAUUUGUAAAGAAUAUCUAAGGCCACUGAAGAAGUUCCUGCGAAAGCUGCACCUGCCGAAGGACCUUCCCCAGAAGAAAAAACUGAAGUACGUGAAGCAGAGCCUGGUGGUCCUAGGGGACCACAUCAACACCUUUCUGCAGCACUACUGCCGAGCCUGGGAAAUCAAGCACUGGAAGAAGAUGCUCUGGCGGUUUGUCUCCCUCUUCUCAGAGCUGGAGGCGAAGCAGCUUCGCAAACUCUACAAGUACACCAAGAACAACCAGACGGCCAAGUUCCUGGUGACCUUCUGCCCCUUGGACGCCCCAGAGAGCUCCUUGCUGGCCGACCAGGAGGACAGUCUGCCCAAGCUCUGCACUGCCUGGGGGCUCCACAGCGACCUCAGCGGCAUGAAGGAGAGGCUGUCCAAGCUGCAGGCCCCGGGCCACCCAGCCUGCCUGCUGGAGGAGCCCAGAGCCAGGGGCCCCUUCGGGAGAGGUUCUAAGCUUCCUGAAAAGCCAAAACUCAAGAGAAAGAGGAUUAAGGAAGCCCCAGACACUCCAGAGACCUGUCCGUAAGAAGACCCAGCUGGGGCUGAGGGCCAGCUUGCCCUGGAUCCUGGGGCACUUGCACUUGGGGGGAGGGGGGUAUGAGGGACCAGUGAGGGGAAAGCGGAAGUUGUCUUUAUCAAAAGGACGCUCAGUCUUAAUUGUGUAUAAAUGGGACAAGGAAAUAAACAUCGCUUAGACAGUUCAA
Molecule: messenger RNA, 929 nt
Organism: Cervus elaphus (red deer)
Lineage: Eukaryota; Metazoa; Chordata; Mammalia; Artiodactyla; Cervidae
Gene: CHCT1
Product: chromosome 5 C17orf64 homolog
Exons: 6
Coding region: 47-751 (234 amino acids)
Source: RefSeq, a predicted model, not a curated record